Messenger RNA from Centropristis striata (black sea bass), 4194 nucleotides. RefSeq names its product collagen, type VI, alpha 2 (gene col6a2). The record is from RefSeq and is a predicted model, not a curated record. Lineage: Eukaryota; Metazoa; Chordata; Actinopteri; Perciformes; Serranidae. The transcript is spliced from 32 exons. Bases 219 to 3254 code for a protein of 1011 amino acids.
GUGGCUGGGGCUGGACCGGGACAGGAGAGCGAACGGACGGCUCUUCUGCGGGAAGUAAACGCGCAUCCAGGGGCUUUAUUUCCCAUUUUCUACCUCCCGUAUCUUCCUUUUCUUUCUCGGUUUUCCCUCGUGCUGAGAUGAGGAGCUAAUCAACAGAGGAACAGCUACUCGAGAAGUUUUCAAGUUGGUGGAAAGAGUUCGGACAGGAGCAGAGGAAGAUGCUGAGGUUAAAGGUCGCCGCGCUCUGUCUUCUCUUCGGAGUCCUGACUCACGGCCAGAAGCAGUGCAACAAGAAGAAUGAAUGUCCCAUAGACUUGUACUUCACCAUCGACACAUCAGAGACCAUCGCCCUGCAGGAGCCUCCCCUCGGAGCGCUGGUGGAGAGCAUCAAGAGAUUCGUUGAGUUGUUUGCGAACCGUCUGGAAGACGCUGAGAUCAACGGAGUGGUUCGGGUCAACUGGAACCUCGGAGGACUUCACUUCUCCCAGAGACAGGAAGUGUUCAGCCGCAUCGGACCCAAGAAUGACUUCAUCACUGGCCUCAGGGCGAUCCGUUACCUGGGUAAGGGCACCUACAUCGACUGCGCCCUCACCAACAUGACGCACGAGAUGAGGGCGCAACACUCCUCGCCAGACGCUCUCCGAUUCGCCGUGGUCAUCACCGAUGGACACGUGACCGGGAACCCUUGCGGGGGCAUCAAAGUGGCGGCGGAGAGAGCUCGCGAUGAGGGCAUCAGGAUGUUCGUGGUGGCGGCGUCCAGGAACCUGGAGGAGACGGGGCUGAGGGAGAUCGCCAACUCUCCGGCGUCCGUCUACCGCAGGGAGUUCAUGGCGGUGGACCUGAGCUCAGGAAGAGCCGUGAUACACGAGGCCACCAUCGACCGCAUCAUCAGUACCAUGAAACAUUUGGCCUUCGUAGAGUGUUAUAAAGUGGCCUGUCUGGAGACGCCAGGACCACCCGGUCCCAAAGGACACAGAGGACAGAAAGGAGCUAAAGGAGACAACGGAGACCCGGGCUCUAAGGGAGAGAGAGGUCGCCCCGGAGACCCCGGUAUCGAGGGUCCCAUCGGUCAGCCCGGUACCAAAGGAGAUCCAGGUUUUAAAGGCGAGAAGGGAGAGAUUGGAACUCAGGGGAAAAAGGGCGUCGGUGGCCUCGCAGGACGCAACGGAAAAGACGGACAGAAGGGUAAAAUUGGACGGAUUGGUGCUCCUGGCUGCAAAGGAGACCCAGGAGACAGAGGUCCUGAUGGUCACCCCGGAGACGUUGGUGAACGUGGUUUUCCUGGAACUAACGGAGAAAAGGGGGACCCCGGUCGCCCUGGGAGACCUGGUCCAUCUGGCCCGUCCGGAGACGGUGGACCCAAGGGAGAGAGAGGAAGUCCUGGAUCUCCUGGAGUCCCUGGAUUGAAAGGAAGCCCAGGAACUGCUGGACUUGGAGGACCAAGAGGAGAGCCGGGGAGAAGAGGAGACUACGGGCCAAAGGGAGGCCAAGGGCCAGACGGAGUCAAGGGAGACAAGGGUGAAAUGGGGCCCGAGGGCUUGAGAGGACUUCCAGGUGAAUCAGGAAACAAAGGAACAAAGGGAGACAACGGGCUGCCGGGCCCCAGGGGCCCCCCGGGGCUAUCAGGAGAGGCUGGGAAGAAUGGAACCAGAGGAGAUCCAGGUGAUGCUGGACCAAGAGGAGAACCUGGAACAGCCGGACCAAAGGGAGACCAUGGGAGACCUGGCUUCACCUAUCCUGGUCCCAGAGGAUCAUCGGGAGAUCGAGGAGAGAAGGGGAACCGAGGGCCUCGAGGCAGCAGAGGAGACUGUGGUCAGAAGGGAGAUCCAGGAGACAAAGGAACUCCAGGAGACGCAGGUGAGCCAGGGUCUCAGGGCGAGCCGGGUCUGAGAGGACCAAGAGGAGACGGGGGACGUGAUGGAGAUCCUGGUCCUGAGGGAGACCCCGGCCUCACCGAAUGUGAUGUCAUGAACUACAUCAGGGAGACAUGUGGCUGCUGUGACUGUGAGAAACGCUGCGGCCCCGUGGACAUCGUGUUUGUGAUUGACAGCUCAGAGUCAGUGGGUCUGUCUAACUUCACUCUGGAGAAGAACUUCGUCAUCAACACCAUCAACAGACUGGGUUCCCUCGCCAAAGACCCCAAAUCAGACACAGGCACCAGAGUGGGCGUGGUCCAGUACAGUCACAGUGGAACCUUCCAGGCCAUCAAGCUGGACGACCCCAAGAUCGACUCCCUGACUGCUUUCAAGGAUGCAGUGAAACGUUUGGAGUGGAUUGCCGGAGGAACAUGGACUCCAUCCGCUCUGCAGUACGCCUACGAGAACCUGAUCCGAGACAGCCGCCGAGCCAAAGCCAACGUCACUGUAGUCGUCAUCACCGACGGACGCUUCGACCCCAGAGAUAACGACGCGCUGCUCACCUCCCUCUGCGGGCAUGAAGGCGUGGACGUGAGCGCCAUCGGUAUCGGAGACAUGUUCGACCAGCUGGAGGAGAACGAGAGUCUGAAGAGCAUCGCCUGCCAGAAGGACGGACGAGUGAUGGGCAUGAGGCGCUUUGCAGACCUGGUGGCCGAGGAGUUCAUCGACAAGAUUGAAACCGUGCUCUGCCCAGAUCCUAUCAUCAUUUGCCCUGAUCUGCCCUGUAAAACAGAGCCUGCAGUGGCUAGCUGUGUCCAGCGGCCAGUGGACGUGGUGUUCAUGCUGGACGGUUCUGAGAGGAUGGGGCUGGAGGACCACCGCAGGGCCAAAGAGUUCAUCGAGAACGUGGCCCGCCGCCUCACGCUGGCCAACGGGCCCAACGACGAGAGGAACGCCCGCCUGGCUCUGCUGCAGUACGGCAGCCCCACAGAACAGACGGUGGAGUUCGCGCUCACACACAACCUGACGGUGAUCUCUGAUUCGUUGGCGAGGGUGAAGUACAUGGACUCCUCCUCUGCUCUGGGCAGCGCUAUCAUCCAUGCUGUCAACAAUGUGGUGAUGCCAAAGCAGGGAGCCCGCACGGCUCGUCGCAACGCUGAGCUGGCCUUCGUGUUCAUCACCGACGGCAUCACCUCCAGCGAGCAGCUGGAGGAGGGCGUGUCCGCCAUGAGGCGGGCGGAGGGCGUUCCCACGGUGCUCGCCGUGGGGACGGACACAGACGAAGACGUCCUGCGGAAGGUGUCGCUAGGGGACAUGUCGGCCAUCUUCAGAGGAGCCGACUACGCCAUGUUGAACAAACCCGCUUUCUUUGAGCGCUUCAUCCGCUGGAUAUGCUAGUGAGGAACUGUAACGCUCUGCACCAUAGAAUUAGACCCCAGAGAGUGAAAGAAGGGCCUUCAGCGCACACGUAAAAACACACAGAGUCGUCAAAAACAAACCUCUGUGUGAUCAUUAUCAUUACUGGAUGUAAGGCACUGAGGCGGCUACAUAUCCUGUUGUUUUUUCUUGUUGUUUUGGGUGGAAAUUGAAUUACAAAAGCCAAAACAAUCCACGUAGGACAAGAUGACACACUCACACAAACACGUAGGCAUGCAAUAUAAUUAGUAAAUUGACUGUUUAUUCAUUCUAAAUCUAUGGGCAGCACUUCCAACCAAAGACACUCAUAAGUAUCCCAGAAGAGAGGUGUAUGAUUAUUGAAUGUGUACGAAAUUAAUUGUACGCUUUUUUGUUUUUAUUUCGUCUUGAUUUUUAGUUUUCAGUCUCUCUCUCUCUCUCUCUCUCUCUCUCUCUCUCUCUCUCUCUCUCUCUUACACACACACUCUUUUCUCACAAAGUCAGUAUUUACAUUAAAGGUGCUAAAAUAGAAAUAAAGGACAAAGCCAUCUGAAUGAUUCUGAUACUUUUUUUUUUUUUUUUUUUACAUAAUGUUAUGCUGUAAUUCCUGUAGUUUGUCCAGGGGAUAAAAAACAUGUCGACAUAUCUUCUCCAGGGAAAACCUCACCAUACGUUCCCCACACACAGCCCCUGUGAAUAACACACACACACAGACACACACACACACACACACACACACAUAUGCUGUAGUUAAUUACACACAUUGACAGACAAACAUGGAAGAACCAAAUCUGUAAACAUGAAGUCCAAAUAAAGCCUAAUGUGGUGACCCCAACACUGUCUUUUGUGUUUGCAAGAUACAUAAAUGUUUGAUGUGUUGAUAUAUGAUAUAUAUAUAUAUUUUUGUUCAUGCACAAUGUCUCAUUAAAUCACUGCAACCUCA